Penicillium subrubescens is the source of this 1542-nucleotide messenger RNA. RefSeq names its product RING finger protein. NCBI's taxonomy places the organism in Eukaryota, Fungi, Ascomycota, Eurotiomycetes, Eurotiales, Aspergillaceae. The transcript is spliced from 3 exons. The record is from RefSeq and is a predicted model, not a curated record. The coding region runs from base 1 to 1542 and encodes 513 amino acids.
AUGAACCCCGAAAUCUCCUUCGGUGAUUCAAACUCAGGCCUCCAAAUAGGAAUCAACAACGGCCCACUAAACACACAGCAGCUCCACCUUACGGGGGACAUCAACAUUCAAAACAUCACAACAAUCCGCCCCCUAGCCCACUCAGUCUACAAAUCCCUCUUCAACGCACCCGACCUCUUCACCCAAGUCAGAGAUGAACUCGGCCUCCUCGUCUCCGUGCUAAUAGCGACAGAGGAACAUGCACCCAAGUUCCGGCCCGAUGACCCCCAAUUAUCCGAGUUGGAGGAUGUGUUGAGUGGUUGUUACAGUGUACUUCAAGAUCUUGUACGGUUGAAGGAGCAUUUUGAUAAUGUUGGUGCUCAGACACAGGUUACUUGGGAACGGAUGGGGUGGGGAGGGGAGGAGUUGGCGGAGAUCAGGGGGAAGUUUUCGUUGCAUAUACAGGUUUUGAAUUUUUUGAAUACGAGGAUGUUGAGGUCCUCUCAUGAAAACGUCGAACGGAUGUUAGAGGCGUUUAUCGGGGAGAUUCGCAGCGGGAAACGUGAAUCGGCGGCCAUGUCAUGUGUAUCAACUGCAUCACUGACUGUGGAUGAGAAAGAGGCGUGGAGAAUGUUGAGGAAGGAGCUGCAGAGUAUUGGCAUUACUCCGGGUCUUUUCACGCAGCAUCGGCGGUUGAUUCUCAGCACACUUCAAAAAUUCCUGACUCAAGGCCAAGUCGCAGAUUUUUCCAGGGUGUUUGAAGCAGAGGAGACAGAAACUGCAUCAGAAGCCGCUGUCAUCAACACAGAUAGCUCUGUUCAAACCGCAUACAAGAAGCUCACUGCCAGUGACGAGGAAUCCCCCACUGGACGUCAAUUGGAAAUUCCCGUGACAGCAUCGGGGACUAAACAAAAGAAACGACUAAAUAUCAUGACACGCUUGACAUCACGAAUGAUGCGCUUGACUACUGGGAAAUCAAUUGAUAAGGAAAUCUCAAAACCGUUUACUGCUGGACUUCGAUACCAGUUUCACGGGGUCUGCAUGGUAUGCCUAGAGGAUAUUGAGGUUCCUGAUUCCUCCGGGCCAGCUUCCACAAACGAACAUAACAUCCUUGAGGACUUACCUAGUAACUUGAUCCACUGGAAAUUCAUGGAUACCCCUUGCGGACACACGUUCCACAUUACUUGUUGGAAACGCCGCCUGGAAUAUCCCUCGCGAUGCCCUAUCUGCUAUCAAACCAUUUCCUUGGAUAACAAGUCUUUGGAUUCAUCACCCUGCGACAACGAACUCAACACUCAAGAACAAACCCAACAAACUUCCGUGGAUAAAAUCUAUACGAAGGAUCCUAGCACUGGUCGACCUGUUGUCCUUUUCAAUGUUGUGGGUCUUUUCGAUUUCAAUGUCGAUGGCGAUCACCUAGAAAGUGGGUAUCCCUAUCUGACGUACUCACAGGGAGAAUUGUUUAGUGUCAUAGCCGAAAAAGAGGAACUCUGGUUAGCUUUUCAUCGGAAUGACGCCGAAUGUAAGAUUGGAUGGCUCUGGAAGGUGCAAUUUUACCAAUGA